This is a messenger RNA of Hippocampus comes (tiger tail seahorse), 1297 nucleotides long. It is a transcript of the gene atoh1b, whose product is annotated as atonal bHLH transcription factor 1b. Gene Ontology annotation, cellular component: nucleus. Lineage: Eukaryota; Metazoa; Chordata; Actinopteri; Syngnathiformes; Syngnathidae. The coding region runs from base 5 to 628 and encodes 207 amino acids. The record is from RefSeq and is a predicted model, not a curated record. Gene Ontology annotation, molecular function: DNA-binding transcription factor activity, RNA polymerase II-specific; protein dimerization activity; E-box binding. Gene Ontology annotation, biological process: positive regulation of transcription by RNA polymerase II; axon development; sensory organ development. The transcript has a single exon.
CACCAUGAGCACCAAAACAGCGCUUCCUAUCUGGACUCAGCAUGCGGAGGAGCACAAAACCUGGAUUUCCCCCAACGCCAUGCGUCUCUUUUCGAGCAGGACAGACGCGCCGGAGCACCUUGCGCCGGAGUUGCCGGGCCGCGCGUCAGCCCACGGGAAUCCCGAGGCCGGCUGCGCGGAGAUGGGCGACACGCCGCCCCACUGCGGCCCGCACAGACACCGGCGGGUGGCAGCCAACGCACGGGAGAGGAGGAGGAUGCACGGCCUCAACAAAGCCUUUGACGAGCUGAGGAGCGUCAUUCCGUCACUAGAGAACGAGAAAAAGCUGUCCAAGUACGACACCCUCCAAAUGGCGCAGAUUUACAUCACCGAGUUGUCGGAGCUCCUGGCUGGCGUGGUCCAGCAUCACCCGGCCUCCGCCGCGGACAAAACCCCCUGCAGGAGGAACAUGAUCCACAGUCACAUUGCGGAGCCGAACCGGCAAAGAGAACGGAGGGACUCCUCUUCUUCGCACCUCAUCAUACUCGGGCCUAAAAGUGAGCUGCAUAAAAGCAAUUCUUGCCACUGCAGUGAUGGGGAAUCUUCUCAUCUCAGUGACGUAGAAGAGACUCAAAGUGGGGGACAUUAAAUCUGCACACUGGAAGUACCACGAGCAUGGCGAGACAAAAAGUUUACUUUGUAUAUUUCCUUUCAUAGAUUUUCAAAUAUGUACCUAUCAAGUGCUUGACAUGUCAUUUGAUGAUAAAAAUGAAACAAACUGCAUAUUAAUGAGGGGGGAAAAACAGGAAGAAAAGUUACUUUUUUGUUCCUUUUUUAAGAAGGAUGACUCAAAGUUAUUGGAGACACUGGAAUCACCGUUUUUGAGGGUCUUAUUUAACUUUUAAAUACUAUACAUGGAACUUUUGUUGAAAAUAUGACAUAUUACCACCGAGACUACUUGGAUCUUCAUCUCAUUUGGUGUGCACCUGUAUUUGAGGUCAACAACAACAAUGUGUUGUCAAGGUGAACUCAUUCUUUUAAAAACAUCCAGUCUAUCAAAUAUUGAGCUGCUUUUGGUCUUGCGGGUAGUGAAAGGGUUAAGUGAUAGUUUGAUGGAAUAAUUAGAAAUAGGUUAAUAAAGUGGGCUGGAAUGUUUAAACAUCUUUUUAUGGUCACAAUGAACUCUCACAGGCCAUUUUUUGCACUUUACAUGAGCUAAAGCAUCAUUAAUGUGAUUAUGUUCUACAUUUUGGUAUUUAUGUAUAUACAGGAUUCAUGAUGGGGUUUUGGUUUUGUUUUGUUUUGUUUUUUUGCUCAA